Melampsora larici-populina 98AG31 is the source of this 3680-nucleotide messenger RNA. Its product is annotated as zinc metalloprotease. The transcript is spliced from 20 exons. The record is from RefSeq and is a predicted model, not a curated record. The coding region runs from base 39 to 3401 and encodes 1120 amino acids. Lineage: Eukaryota; Fungi; Basidiomycota; Pucciniomycetes; Pucciniales; Melampsoraceae. Gene Ontology annotation, molecular function: metal ion binding.
AUUGAAAUAGAUUGGUCCCUGAUCGAUCAACUCAUUUUAUGUUCAUCAAUAAACAUUUAUCAAAACUUCAGCUCAAGUCUACUUUACCUCCUCAUCGACUUUUGAGCUGUUCAUCGAUCGGAUACAAGAGCCAUCAAAGAACACCUUCUCACUCCUAUUUCUCACAUCUCAACUCUAGCGGUAAUCGGUCGACUCGACUAUUUAAACCAGCUACGAUUCAUUCCAAAGCUCAAUUUGCAUUCACUUCUCAAAUGUCUACAACUUCAGUCUCAAAGAAAGAACAGGAUGUCAAAAUACCCGAAUCCGUUGGAAAUUUCGACAGAAUCAUUGACCCAUUUCACUUGGAAUCCGCUCCUAUCAAGGUCGCCAAAUGGAAAAGUCGUGAAACUGGAUUGAGCGUCGUCUGGGCUGACGUCGAUGGUCCACUUGUCAAUGGGUAUUUCACCGUUGCUACGGAGAUUUUCAAUGAUUCCGGGGUUCCCCACACCCUUGAGCAUCUCGUCUUCCUGGGAUCAGAAAAGUAUCCCUACAAAGGAAUUCUUGACAGUCUAGCCAACAGGUCUUUUGCUGCGGGAACAAACGCAUGGACUGACACUACUCACACAGCCUAUACGGUUACGACUGCUGGAUCAGAGGGUUUCUUGAGAUUGUUACCUAUCUACCUUGACCACAUUCUAUAUGCGACCAUCACUUCCGCAGGAUUCACAACCGAAGUGUACCAUAUUAACGGAAAGGGCGAAGAUGCCGGAGUGGUUUACUCUGAGAUGCAAGGACGUGAGAAUAGCAGCGCCGAUUUGAUGAGUCUGCGAUCUCAAAGGGAGAUUUACCCACCUACAAGUGCUUAUCGGAGCGAGACCGGCGGUGAAAUGGCCGCAUUGCGAGUACUGACAGUUGACCAAAUCCGAAAAUAUCACAGCGACUAUUAUCGUCCACACAAUAUCCAACUGAUUGUCAGUGGGAAAGUCGACCCUACAAUGCUUUUGAAUGUCCUACAAACCGAGGUGGAGCCAUCUCUAAUCAAGCAUGGACAAAACAAAGUUCCUGAGGGAUGGAAGCGGCCAUUUUUGGAGACUGCUAGUAAGGGUGGGGCAGUUUUGACGAAAAACAAGGUAGUGGAGGUACCAUUCCCCGAGAAAGAUGAGAGUAUGGGAGAAGUACAGAUCAGCUGGGUGGGACCAAACACAAAUGACUACUUGCUACAAGACGCUCUAGAUCUGUUGGGGACUUAUCUCACCGAUACGGCCAUUUCACCCUUGGCGAAAAAGUUCAUUGAGAUUGAGGACCCGCUCUGCACUGAUAUCACUUUUCAGCCAACCGAUGCAGAAAAGACUGUGACGUCGGCGUACAUUUCGAGUGUUCCUGCUGAACAUUUAUCGGACAUUGGCAAAAAGUUCAACGAUGCGCUUGCUCAUGAAGCUGAUAACCUCGAUAUGCAACGUAUGCAGAUGACCAUUGAGCGCGGUGCUCUCAAGGUUGCCAAUCAAUUCGAAGUGGAUGCGCAUGAUACACUUGCGACAACUAUCAUCUCCAACUUCUUGUAUGGGUCGGGCGAACAACUCGUGGCCGGUCUAUCUACAGAGCUUCAACGUUACAAGACGCUGGCUGGUUGGUCUAAGGAGCAGUGGUCUGCUGUAUUCAAAAAAUGGCUUGUAGAGAGCCCUAGUGUCACUGUAAUCGGAAAACCUUCGGGAAAGCUUGCCGACCAGUUAGCAGCUGAUACAAAGGCCCGCUUGGAAGCUACCAAGAAGAAGUAUGGUCCUGAGGGUCUUAAACAGUUGCAAGAAAAGCUAGAAGCGGCUCAGAAAGUCAACGAUACUCCUUACCCUGACCACAUCUUAUCUGACUAUCCGAUUCCUAAGGUCGAAAGUAUCAAAUGGAUUGAUGUAGAGUCUGCUCGGGCCGAUGGAUCCUUGAAAGGUGAUCUGCAGACCGUCAUAGAUGAAAAAGAUUCGACGAAAUUACCUUACUUCAUUCAAUUUGACCAUGUCGAGUCCAACUUCCUCACACUGUCCAUCCACUUCUCCCCUACCGACUUGCCAGCUGAGCUCUUCAAGUAUCUCUACGUCUAUCUUGCUUCGUUUUUCUCCUUACCAGUCAAGAGAUCCGAUGGCACCUUGCUUCCAUUUGAUCAAGUUGUCAAGGAGCUCGAUAUGGAAACCAUUGAGUAUGACGUACGGAUGGGGCCUUCCAUUAGUCAGACUCUAGAAAUUUAUUUCAAGAUUGAGAAAACCAAAUACUCAACGAUGAUUGGUUGGCUUAAGGAUCUCCUUUGGGGAAGCAAAUUUGACACUGACCGUCUUCGAAUCACCGUCGCCAAGGCUUUACAAAAUAUUCCAUCGAUGAAAAGAGAUGGAGACAGUGUCUCUGCUGCAUUGUAUGAGGAGAUGAUCUAUUCGCCCGACUUAGCACCGGCCAUGUCGACUAAUCUGUUCAAACAAGAUGUAUGGCUACCUUCAAUCAUGGAAGAGCUUAAAUCACACCCUCAACAAGUCAUUGAGCAUCUAGAGAAAUUACGCACCCAUUUGCUGCAACCUUCCACUAUGCGUCUUAGCGUUGCGGGAGACAUGAAAAGUCUCAAGGAUCCCAAGAAAAGCUGGUCGGAGCAUUUCCAGAAGAUUCCGGCAUCAACAUUGAAAACACCGCUGUACGGUAGCGAUGCGCUCAGUGCUGAUGGUCUUAAACCAUCUGGUAAAGCAAUUGUGAUAAGCAUGCCCUCGAUCGAGUCCAGCUUUGCUUAUCAUGUCGCCAAAGGGCCUCAGGGUUACAAUCAUCCGGAUCGACCGGCUUUGACAGUAGCUGUCAGUGUACUCAACGCGUUGGAAAGUUACCUCUGGAAAGCUAUCAGAGGAACAGGGCUUGCUUAUAGCGCUUCCAUGCGCGCAAACCCUGAAUCUGGACACGUUUCUAUCAAGAUCUACCGAAGUCCGGAUAGCUGGAAAGCUUUUGAGGAAGCUGGAAGAGUCAUGAGAGAUUUGAUCAGUAAAAAGCUCAAAUUUGACGACUUGACACUAGAGUCGGCUAAGAGCAGUCUGGCAUAUGCUACCGCAGCACAAGAAUCGACUGUGGGAAGUGCGGCGUACUUGAGCUUUGUCAACAUGGCACUCAAGGGAGUCCAGAAAGAUGCAUCGAGACAACUCUUGAACAAAACCAAGGACAUCACCACCGAUCAAGUGCUCAAGUCGAUCGAGAAGUAUUUCUUACCGAUCUUUGAUGCACGUAGCUCGGUGGCCGUGGUGGCUAGUUCGCCGAGCAAGGCAGAGAGUACUGCAUCUAGUCUUAAAGCGGCGGGUUAUCAAGUUGAACAAAGGGAAUUGAACGUUACAGCUGAAGAAGAUAGUGGGAUGGAUAGCAUGUCUGUCACUGAUGAAGAAGAUGCUUCUAGUUCACCGGCCCCCGUCUGAUACACUCAUCCACUUGUCGACACGCCUUGACAUGUGAUAUGGAAUUGAUGAUGUGCUAUGAGCGGCGUCAUGAGUGAUUUCCUCUGUAUAUAUAUAAAUAAACCCUUGGGUCGUCUGAAAGGUACGAAGGUGGGUCAAAUAGAAAGACCCCCUCUGUCUUACUACUAUUGAUAGAAUUCUUGUUGGUCAACAUGUCCUAGGGCGAUAGAAUAAGUCAUCAUGUAUAUAGAGUUGCAACUUGUUUGAGAUUUUGAAAGACUAUCAACAUGUUUGAAUACC